GCCGGUUAUUCAGUGUGAACACGUACCAGGUUAUUGCGGUAUGCUGUUAGGCUUAAUAUGAUAAUUAUUGUAUGUAUAAUCUAGCGUUAUCUCAACUUGCGUUGUGUCAUAUUUAUUGUUUUUAGGCAUAGAAGAUAUAAAGAGGGAUUAAAUACUGAAAGUCCGAUGGCAAUGAGAGCAAUCCGAGUGAAACAGUUUGGUGGACCUGAAGUUCUUCAACUGGAAGAAAGUGUGGCUGUGCCUAUACCUUCAGACACGCAGGUAUUGGUUCAAGUUCGAGCGGCGGGUAUAAAUCCCGUGGACACGUACAUCCGGUCUGGUACAUAUCAGAUGACAAAUCUACCUUACACUCCUGGUCGUGACGGGGCUGGAAUUAUAAAAAAAGUCGGAUCUAAAACUACCAAAUUUAAGCCUGGUGAUCGGGUGUAUUUCCUGUUUAAUGCAUCCGGCAGCUAUGCGCAGUAUGUUGCUGUCGAGGAAGGUAUGGUAGGGCAUCUAGCAGAUUAUCUAACCCUUGAACAAGGCGCAGCAAUUGGUAUACCAUACUACACAGCGUUUAGGGCACUGUCCAUAAAGGCUCGGGACAAAUUCAAAGCGGGGAACACAGUUUUGGUUCAUGGCGCUAGCGGUGCUGUUGGUCUUGCCAGUGUACAGUUUGCCGUGUCACGUGGUCUAACUGUUUAUGGCACAGCGGGGUCCCAGGAAGGCAUCCACUUGGUACUCGAACAUGGAGCAACAGCGGUUUACAACCACCGGGAUGAGGGAUAUAUUGAUAAAAUGAAGGCUGCAAUGAAUGGAAGUGGGCCAGAUAUUAUCGUUGAAAUGUUAGCCAACGUGAAUCUUGCAACCGACAUGACGUUGGUUAACAGAAAUGGAAUAAUUGUGGUUGUCGGAUGCCGAGGAAAUGUUGAAGUAAACCCGAGACUUGCCAUGCAGAAAGAAUUUAUUGUAACAGGAUUCGCACUUCCUAACGCUGCUCAGGGAGAGUGGACAGAAAUGCAUGAGUUGAUGGCUGAGGGAAUGCAGCAACAAUGGGUACAGCCGCACAUAUCCAAGAUUUAUCCAAUGCACGAGGCGACACAGGCACAUGAAAAUAUUAUAAAGACAAAAGCUGCGCUGGGAAAAAUUAUUUUGAAAGUUGAAAAUUGAGCAUUGUAUUUUCUCGUUGUUUAUUUUUCGUUUAUUUUUCUGAGCAUGUUACAAAACAUAUAUGGUUAUUGAUUUCUGUUUGCGUUAAACCGGCAAACCUUUAAAUAACAGUGUAUUUCGAAGCUUCGAGUUUGUCUAGCUGCACAUUAUACUAAUAUUAAUAUAGUAUAUCAUGUAUUCUUUAUACAUUUGGUUGCAUGUUUCGCCAGUGCAACACAGGGUGCAAACAAAUUUUGUUGCAAAUUUCGCCAACUUUAUAACACAGGUUGCAAACAGAUCUGUUGCAAAGUUGAAUUUUUAGGUAAUUUUAUAACACAGAAAAGAAAACAAAUUUGGUUGUAACUUUCGCUAAUGUUAUGAGACAGGUAGCACACAGAUUAGGUUUUACAUUUCGCCAAUUUUAUUACACAGGUAGUAAAAAAUUUGGUUGCACAUUUCGCCAAUUUUAUAACACAAGUUUUGUAUAUUUUGCCAGUUUUAUAACACAGGUAGCAACAAAGUUGCUAUUAUAUGUUAUACAUCCUAUUAAAGAGGAGUAAUGCAAUACAAAAUGUAGUAAUAAAAAUAAUAAAGGGCGCUAGUAUCACUAAAAGUUUCAUUUCUUAUUAAAGUAAAUAAACACCUCCAUUGUGCAUACAGAUAUAAGUGCGUACAACACAUUUACUUAUAAUUCGAAUCAUUCGUUUGAAUUUCAUUAACUUUUCAUAUAUGCCACAGACCGAUUUCCG
Messenger RNA from Mercenaria mercenaria, 1877 nucleotides. Its product is annotated as quinone oxidoreductase-like. NCBI's taxonomy places the organism in Eukaryota, Metazoa, Mollusca, Bivalvia, Venerida, Veneridae. Gene Ontology annotation, molecular function: mRNA 3'-UTR binding; quinone reductase (NADPH) activity; NADPH binding. Gene Ontology annotation, cellular component: cytosol. The coding region runs from base 166 to 1149 and encodes 327 amino acids. The transcript has 9 exons. The record is from RefSeq and is a predicted model, not a curated record.